AAGCACUACUUCUCUUUCGUUUUAGUAAAAAUACAUAUAGCAACAAUGACCUCACCAUCAACAUCAAGCUCAAGUUUAUCAACAGCAAACAAUGGAGGUAGAGACGGGGAUGUGGUCAUUCAAAUGGCAUCCCCGGACGCCAUUAAUAUAACUCAGCUGACGUCGUCAAUGGAGGAAAGUCUCAAGUCAGUCGAGAAAACAGAUUGGCUACUUCGCCCAUCAGCUGGUAUGAGAUCUUGCUGCAUCUUCAAAGUACCCCAAUGGUUGGUCGAAGUCAACGGCCAGACCUACCACCCGCAUAUAGUCUCCAUCGGUCCAUAUCACCACGGCAAGCCAGAUCUAGAGAUGAUGCAGCAACACAAAUGGAGAUAUCUUCGCGACUUACUUGCUCGAACACCACCAACUGGCCCCACACUUGCUGAUUACUUGCAGCUUGUAGCUUUUAAGGAGGAAGACAUACGAGGGUGCUAUUCUGAGACCCGCAAGUUGAGCAAAAGCGAGCUCGUUCAGAUGAUGGUUGUAGACGGUCUCUUCAUUAUCGAAAUCUUCUUCAGAGUUGAACGUUUAUCAGAAAGAGAUCCAUGCGUUGAUCCGGACGACGCCAUCUUUAACUUGAAUUGGUUACUGCCUAAGCUCAUGCUAGACCUUCUUCGGCUAGAAAACCAAAUUCCUUUCUUCGUUCUUGAAAUGUUAUUUAAUCAAUCGAAACCUUCAAGACCGAACUGUGAUGAGUACUCAUCCCUUAGCAAGGCUUCUUUAAAAUUCUUCAAUUUUGCAGUGCUACAAAGAUCUGAUGAAGACUUGGAAAAAUAUUAUCAUCUAGGAGGAGUACAUCUACUCGAUUUAAUUCGCAAGACUUAUAUCCACGAUAUUCCUCAUCCUCCUCGAGGAAAUGCUUUCGAGUCAGUUGAUAAGAUUCGAUCAGUGAAAAAGCUUCAUCAAGCGGGAAUUAAGUUUAAGAAAGGGGAGGCAGCCAGCUUCUUAGAUAUCAAAUUCCGCAACGGAGUGCUAGAAGUUCCGCAGAUGACAGUGGACGAUCUCCGUGUCCAUCUAUUCCUGAAUUUCGUUGCAUUUGAACAAUGUUAUAACCAUUGCCACAAGCACAUAACCACUUAUGCUGUAUUCAUGAACUGCCUCAACGGCACGCCUGCGGAUACAAGCUUCCUCUGUGACAGGAACAUUAUCGAGAAUUAUCUUGGAUCCGACGAGGAGGUCACUCAUUUCUUCAAAAAUCUUGGCAAAGAUGCGGCUUUCGACAUCAAUGCGAGUUACUUGCUGCAAUUAUUCAAGGAUGUGAAUGAGCACUGCAAUAAUGUUUGGAACGUGCAAUGGGCAGGUUUUAUGUUGACGUAUUUUGAUACCCCUUGGUCUUUUAUGUCUGCCUCAGCUGUUUUAAUUGCCUUAUUACUUACCGCAAUCCAAACUGUUUUAGCCAUUUAUGCAUCUGACGGUCCAGGGGGGCAUGGCGGAAGGCAGUAGGUUUAGGGUGUGCUGAUCACCUCUCAACUCUCAAGCGGUCUGUGGGAUUUGAUUUGUUACAAUUCAUUUGAUUUUGCAUCAUUUAAUUUCUUUGUCGAUUUUGUUAGCCGAUUAAGGUCUAAACUAUGUUUUCCUUAUUUUAGCAAGUGUAAAUAAAUCUGUUAGUUAUCAAGGGCUGAGA
Molecule: messenger RNA, 1660 nt
Organism: Malus domestica (apple)
Lineage: Eukaryota; Viridiplantae; Streptophyta; Magnoliopsida; Rosales; Rosaceae
Product: UPF0481 protein At3g47200-like
Source: RefSeq, a predicted model, not a curated record